Molecule: messenger RNA, 1055 nt
Organism: Ceratosolen solmsi marchali
Lineage: Eukaryota; Metazoa; Arthropoda; Insecta; Hymenoptera; Agaonidae
Source: RefSeq, a predicted model, not a curated record
AAAUAUUGUCUCAUCUCAUGAUUAGAAUUCACAAAAUGGUGUAUCAACUUAUAGUUUUAACGUUUGCACUUCUGACUAUCGGCGCUUCGGCGAAAAAUGUGCGAAUUCUUGGCGGCCAAAACGCAGAUACUCAAGCAUAUCCGUUUAUUGCAUCAUUAAAACGCAUGGACGAUCCUAAUACCUUCUGUGGUGGUGCAAUAAUAAGUAACAAGCACAUACUUACAGCCGCUCAGUGCAUGUGCUACGUCAAAUAUGAGUUCAAACUUAUUAGAGUUUUCACAGGCAUAAUUUCUAUGGAUACGAAUGUAGGAACUCCACAUAGAAUUGCUCAGGUUUAUGUUCAUCCUAGAUUCACAGGUAUACAGAAUAGUGAUGAAAUGAAUCUGCACGAUAUUGCUGUUAUUCAGCUAGGAAAAGCAAUUGAAUUUAAUGAAUUCCAAAGCGCCAUCGAACUAUUAAACAGAGAUGUUAUUGACAAUGAGAUUGGUUUUGUUUUGGGAUGGGGAUCAACGACUUACCCACUAAAUUCAUAUCCUUUACAAUUGCAAAAAGCCGAAAUGAAUAUAGUUCCAUCAAGAAUGUAUAAAAGACUUUUUAAUUUUCUUGUACACGACAUUCAAUUUUGCGUUUUGGAUAAAAGAGGAGUAGGAACAUGCACGCUGAAAAAAGCAAUUGAAUUUAAUGAAUUCCAAAGCGCUAUCCAACUAUUAGACAGAGACGUUGCUGAGAAUGAUAACGGAUUUGUUUUGGGAUGGGGAUCAACGACUUUCCCAGAAAAUUCAUAUCCUUUACAAAUGCAAAAGGCCGACAUGAGAAUUAUUCCAGAAAGAUUUUAUUCUACAUAUUUUAAAUUUCUUGUACACGAUACUCAAUUUUGCGUAUUGGAUAAAAAGGGAGUAGGAACGUGGACGGGCGAGGGUGGAGAUCCGUUUGUAGUGGAUGGAAAACUCGCCGGUUUCGUAUCACUUACUCAUCCAUGCGCUCUUGGUACACCUGAUAUUUAUACAAAAAUUUAUUAUUAUGUUGAUUUUAUAAGAGAGAUGAUGAAUAGAUGA